CUCGGGGAGUGCGCGCGUCUCCCCAUGUGGCGCGCUGCUGAGAUGGAGAGCCGCGUGAACUCCCCGUCUCAGCAGCGCGCAUCGGACAGCGCACGAGGAGCAGCAGCACAGUGAGGGGCGCCAGGACGCGGUGCUUUGACAGUUUUUGGAGUUCAUUGUUCCAUUGUAGAAUUCACGGCAAACAUCGGCACAAUCAUGGCGGGAUUUAACUUCUUAUCAUCGGCGAACGGCGCAGGUGUCCACGCGACCCGAGUGGACCCGAAGUGAGAAAUGGACUUUGCAGAAAUCCUUUUCGCGCUCUUUAUCGUGGUGGUCGCGGUGGUCUCGCUGUUGUCCAACUUGUCGGUGCUGCUAUGUUUCGUCCACAGCGCCGAGAUCCGCCGACAGGUGCCGGGCGUGUUCACCAUGAACCUGUCCUUCUGCAACAUCCUGCUCACCGUUCUCAACAUGCCCACCACAGUGGUGGGCAUCGUGCAGAACCGCCAGCCGUUCGGCGACUGCGCCUGCCACACGGUGAGCUUCCUGGACACCUUCCUUACCGCUAACAGCAUGCUGAGCAUGGCGGCUCUGAGCGUGGACCGCUGGGUCGCCGUGGUGUUCCCCCUCAGCUACGCCACUAAGAUGCGCUACAAGGACGCGGUGUUCAUGGUGUGCUACUCUUGGGCGCACUCGCUCACCUUCUCGCUCGUGGCGCUGCUCUUCUCCUGGGUGGAUUACAGCCACGUGUACGCCUCGUGCACGCUGCAGCUGCGCGAGGGGGAGCGAGACCGCGCGGGCUUCGCCGUGUUCACCGUGGCGUUCCACGCCACGAGCUUCGCGCUGUCGCUCCUCACGCUGUGCGUGGCGUACCUGAAGGUGCUGAAAGUGGCGCGCUUCCACUGCAAGCGGAUCGACGUGAUCACCAUGCAGACGCUCUUCCUGCUGGUGGACAUUCACCCCAGCGUGAAGCAGAGAUGUUUGGCCGAGCAGAAGAGGAGAAAGCAGAGGGCCACUAAGAAGAUAAGCAUCUUCAUCGGCUCCUUUAUAAUCUGCUUCGCGCCUUAUGUGACUACAAGGCUGGCGGAGCUCCUCCCCUUCGUGGGCGUGAACCGCCACUGGGGCAUCGUCAGCAAGUGCCUGACCUACAGCAAGGCGGCGUCGGACCCCUUCGCCUACUCCCUGCUGCGGCAGCAGUACCGCAAGGUGCUGAUGGGGGUCCUGAACCGCCUGCUGCGCCGCGACCUGUACCCCUCCUCGGGCCCCAGCAGCUCCAUGGACACGGAGAACGACUACUGCCUCCAGAGGAUCACCUAGCGCCGCCGCCGCUACGUAGCACGCGGACCGCCGGGGGGGGGGGGGGGAGGGGGACAGCCGAGGGCCGAUCAUGACAGGGGUCGCGCCCUGGAGGAGGUACAGGAUGGGGAGAGGUGGAGGUGGAGGAGCACUUUGGGAGGGAUUGGGAGAUAAUUACAUAUGGACACUCGCGCGCGUGUGUGUGUGUGUGCGUGUGUGUGUGUGUGUGUGUGAUGGAGAGACAGGGACGGAGAAAAGGGAUGAGAUUGUGAUGGAUGGAGGGGACCAGGUGGGUGUGUGUGUGGGCCUGCCUGUCUCGUCUGCCUGCCUGCCUGCCUGUCUGUCUGUCUGUCUGUCUGUCUGUCUGUCUGUCUGUCU
Molecule: messenger RNA, 1650 nt
Organism: Gadus morhua (Atlantic cod)
Lineage: Eukaryota; Metazoa; Chordata; Actinopteri; Gadiformes; Gadidae
Product: G-protein coupled receptor 26
Exons: 3
Coding region: 271-1293 (340 amino acids)
Biological process (GO): adenylate cyclase-activating G protein-coupled receptor signaling pathway
Cellular component (GO): membrane
Molecular function (GO): G protein-coupled receptor activity
Source: RefSeq, a predicted model, not a curated record